AUGAGCACAUCUUAUGGAUUGCAUGGUGAACAUGUUAGGAUAUAUCGUGAUGAAGGUUGGUAUGAGGGAGGUUGGGUAUAUAAUCAAAUGCAUGGAAUGGGUUUAUUAAAAUGGUCUGAGGGACAUGAAUAUUAUGGAAAUUGGAAAAAUGAUGAAAGAGCUGGAAAGGGUAAAUUUAAAUGGGCAAAUGGAGAUGAAUAUGAUGGAGAUUGGAAAAAAAAUGAAAUGCAUGGAAAGGGUUAAUAUAAAUGGGCUGAUGGACGUAAAUACGAUGGAGAUUGGGUAUGUCAUCAAAUGCAUGGAAAGGGUUAAUAUAUAGACUCUAAUGGAAAUGAAUAUAAAGGGGAUUUCUAAAAUAAUAAUAAACAUGGGAAGGGUAAAAUGAUAUAUGCCGAUGGAUCUGUUUAUUAUGGAGAUUGGUUAGAUGAUUAAAGACAUGGAUUUGGGGAAUAUGAAUCAGCUAAUGGUAUAUAAUAUAGUGGUGGAUGGUUCUUUGACGAAUAAAAGUGA
This is a messenger RNA of Paramecium primaurelia, 510 nucleotides long. The record is from the annotation of a GenBank genome assembly. NCBI's taxonomy places the organism in Eukaryota, Ciliophora, Oligohymenophorea, Peniculida, Parameciidae.